Lycium ferocissimum is the source of this 945-nucleotide messenger RNA. RefSeq lists its product as uncharacterized. Lineage: Eukaryota; Viridiplantae; Streptophyta; Magnoliopsida; Solanales; Solanaceae. The record is from RefSeq and is a predicted model, not a curated record. The transcript has 2 exons. The coding region runs from base 57 to 593 and encodes 178 amino acids.
AAAAGUUGUGCAAGUCCAAAUUAAUCUCCUCAUAGACCCAAAGAAUAAAAUAUAAAAUGCUGAGAGUUUCAUUAAAUUGGCCCAAGUACUACUCUUUAAUGAGAAGAAUCAUUAUUCCUAUAGCCAACACAAAAUCUUCAACACUCCUCCUUCAAAUUACUUCAAAUAAUUCACUUAGGCUUAUAAGGAAAAUGAGCCAAGAGGUACCUCAAAUGCCUGGCCAACAUGCAAAUCUUCCAUCUGAUUUCCCUACUACCACAACACCACCAAAUUUAUCUACACCCACCGAUGCACCACCGGCAGUGGAGGAUUCCCCUUUCGUACCGGACUCUGAUGCUAUUCCACGCAUAAGAUCAGGUGAAAAUCCUCCAACACCAUCUCCAUCACCAACUGCACCACGAACUGACACUCCUGAAUUUUCUGAUCCGCCAAAUACUUUGCCGCCUGGCCCCGAUGCACCGCGACCGCCCACUUCACCACCAUCUGGACAGCCAGAAGAGUCCCCACCACGCACUCCAGAUGGUUUGCCUCCUAAUAAACAACCUCCAGAUCCUGCAGAGCAAAUUAGAACAUCUAAUGUCAGAUCUGAAUAGUAGAGUAGUUAGUAUAUAAGUAUAAAUGGAAGUUGAGGUUCCCGUUUUCUUGAUGUUAAGGAUGAUUGUUUGCAUGUUUAAUUUCCGCUUAGAACUUGGCUAUUAGUUGAUCAUUCUUGUUUACGUUUUAAAAUGCCAUGUUUUGUAUGUUGGGUUUAACUCAACCUCAAAAGCUAGCUCAUGAUGGGAGGAUUAUUCAAGUCCAUAUAAGGAGAUCAAGUAAUCCAUCCACAAUCGACAUGGGAGGAUCAACAUAUACAGUCUAACCUCUCUAUAAUUGUCAUUCGUUAAAACAAUGUAACGUCCUGAUUUUUUCUUCGGAACCGAUUUUUCAUGUUACAUUUUAUAGCGG